This is a messenger RNA of Lachancea nothofagi CBS 11611, 873 nucleotides long. The record is from the annotation of a GenBank genome assembly. Lineage: Eukaryota; Fungi; Ascomycota; Saccharomycetes; Saccharomycetales; Saccharomycetaceae.
AUGGGUAUUUUCACUGGUGAUGAUGAUAAGGAAACAAAGGAUUACAAUGAUAAGCUGGUUUCAACCUCCUUAAAAGAACGAUUGAAUGACAGUUUUCAAUCGAUGGGGGACUCGAUAUUUUCUGUAUGGAAGGAUGCAGUUCAUCAUGUCGAAAACCCUAUCUCCGAUCUCUGGGUUAAUGCUAGCGGUGGUGUUGGUGAUAUACUGGCUGGACUUGGGUUUCCAGGUGGUUUUGGUCAUCCGGCGAGGAUUUUAAAGUUGAUGGAGGACAACACUACGCAGGAAGGUACGACUGGACUUUACGGAUACAGAACUCCUUCCGACAAGCAGUUCAUGGAGUGCCAAGAGCUCAAAGGUCUCUCGGUCUGGGAUUCUCGCGGCUGGUGGAGGUGCUUGUUUCCUGAAAGUGUAAUUGGAUCCAAGCUGGCACCAGAACAUAUGAUAGAUGUUCUGACUCGUGAAAAGGUGGAAAAUGACAAGAACCACCGUUUGGGAUUGUUUUUCACCGAGUACACUUCGUACUUGACUUGGCGUACAAACAUUCUACGGCUCGCUGAAAACCGUCGCAACUCAUUGGCUGCUAAAGCUCACGACUGCGACGAGAUUCAAAGCAUAAUGGCCACCCCUGAAGAUUUGAUGGACCGUGCAACUGGAAAAAGCGUAGUGGGAACUUCCGAGUACGUCACUUACAAUACGACACCCGAGGGAUUGGAGAAAAUUAAGGAAGUCAAGACCUUCUAUGAUGACGGUAGUGUUAAGCUACGGUCCGAAAAGCAACACAGGGACUCUAACGGUAAGUCUCAUAUAGACUCGUUUGAGAAAAUAAUCGCAGACCAUGACGAUAUCAAAGACGGAUGGUUUUGGCGAAAGUGA